Messenger RNA from Carassius auratus (goldfish), 3430 nucleotides. RefSeq names its product E3 ubiquitin-protein ligase HECW1-like. The coding region runs from base 41 to 3304 and encodes 1087 amino acids. Lineage: Eukaryota; Metazoa; Chordata; Actinopteri; Cypriniformes; Cyprinidae. The record is from RefSeq and is a predicted model, not a curated record. Gene Ontology annotation, cellular component: cytoplasm; nucleus. The transcript has 16 exons. Gene Ontology annotation, biological process: hippo signaling; positive regulation of transcription by RNA polymerase II. Gene Ontology annotation, molecular function: transcription coactivator activity; protein binding.
UUCUCCUCAGGGUUUGAUGUGCUUUGAGUCGUGAAUCAUUAUGCUGCUACACCUGUGUAGUGUAAAGAACCUGUACCAGAGCAGGUUUCUGGGUCUGGCGGCCAUGGCCUCGCCGUCACGGAGCUCUCAGAGCCGGCGUCGGUGUAAGAGCGAGACACGCUUCAGCUCGGCUCGAUCCACCAGCGACACGGACCUGGUGUCCUUACAGAGCCGCUCCACGCUGACCGUCAGCUCCUCCCUCUACUGCAUCGGCCAAUCAGAAGACAUGCUCAUCUGCUGGGACAUCAGAGAGGAAGUGGACGCCGGAGACUGGAUCGGCAUGUACCUCAUCGACGAGGUUCUGUCAGAAAACUUUCUGGACUAUAAGAGUCGUGGUGUGAGCGGCUCCCACAAAGGCCAGAUCGUGUGGAGAAUCGAUGCCAGCUUGUACUUCAUGGAGGCUGAGACCAAGGUGUGCUUCAAAUACUAUCAUGGUUUGAGUGGAGCGCUUAGAGCCACGACACCGAGCGUGACGGUGCGAAACCCCUCUGCCAAUGCGCUGAAGCCUGUCAUCAGUCAGGAGCUUCCUCAGACUCUGGGCAGCAGGAGACUCAUCAGCUUCUCUCUGUCAGACGUUCAGGCAGUGGCUCUGAAGAAGGGAAUGUUCUUCAAUCCUGACCCGUAUCUGAAGAUCUCCAUCCAGCCUGGAAAGCACAGCAUCUUCCCUGCGCUGCCUCACCACGGUCAGGAGAAACGCUCAGGCAUCAUCUGCAACACGGUCAACCCCGUCUGGAAGAGAGAGCGAUUUAACUUUGUGUCCCUGCCGACGGACGUUUUGGAGAUAGAGGUUAAAGAUAAAUUUGCCAAGAGCAGACCCAUCAUCAAACGCUUCCUGGGAAAGUUAGUUGUGCCGGUGCAGAGGCUGCUGGAGAAACAUGCUAUCGGGGACCGUGUGGUGAGUUACACUUUAGGCCGACGGCUUCCAACAGAUCAUGUCAGCGGCCAGCUGCAGUUUCGUUUCGAGAUAACCUCAUCGAUUCAUCCAGAUGAUGAGGAGGUGUCCUUCAAUGUAAUGCCAGUCUUUGAUAUGACCCCUGACCAGCAGCUUGAGCAGGAGCCCAACGAGGAUCUACCACCUGCUCCUGAUCUGCCUCUGGAGGACGCAUUGAGUUUGGGACCUGAUAUUCUGGAGGCGCCUGCCGAAAGUCCUCCAGAGGUAGAGACCCAUGAUGCCUUACUGCUUACCUCUCUAGCUGAGCCCAGUAAGGAUAUCCAACCAGAAGCAGAAGGAUCAGCUGAUGAGCUUGUAACAGCUCAAGGAGAAACACAAUUGAGUGAUGCCACUCAAGGAGAAACUGCGGAGCAAGAACCCGGAAAAACAGAGUCCGAGGAGAUGCAGGAGGAAACUGUGGCUGAGACUCUUUUAGAGGUACUGGAGAACCAUGAGGCUGAAGACACAGGUGAACCGCCUGGAAUGGGACCAGCUGCAGAGCAUGCAGAUGUGGAAGGAGGCACAAGCUCAGAGCAGGUUGACACGAGUGUGGAAAGAGACGAGAAUGAUGAAGAACCCUGUUCGCCAAGGAUGCGAAGUGCCUUGAAGCGCAAGAGCCGGCCCUGUUCACUUCCCGUGUCCGAGUUAGAGACGGUCAUCACCUCGGCCUGUGAGGAACCAGAGACGCCACGUUCUCACUACAUCCGCAUUCAUCAUCUACUGCACAGCUUGCCAUCAGCUCAGUGCCACAAUGACAGCCAAGAUGAAGACGAGAUACUUGACCCAGAAUCUUCAGAAGAAGUCACUGUGAAACCCCAAGAGGACAAAGAGGAAGAAGACGAGGUGUCUGAAGCACAGUCUCCAUCCAUUGUGCCCGAGUGUCCUAGACCUUGUUGCAGGCGUACUCUACCACGUAGCCUCUCCAUCGAGCGCCUCUCUGAACUCAACCAACUUUUGGAGGGCGAAAGACCCUCACCUUCCACAGUACGACUGGAAAGUGAACACAUGGAAGUGGGUGGUGGAGUCGGAAGCAGGAGGGAACCUCGAGAGAGUGAGUGCGAACUGUGUGACAACUCCUGCUACAGCACUUCCUGUUACAGCACAUCCUGUUACAGCACUUCCUGUUACAGUAACUCAGGUUACGAGGGGCGUAACCACCUUUGCAGCCAUACACGUCUCUCUUCGGUUGACAGCACCCGCCUGUCGGAGAGCACCGUUUUCUCCUCGCAGGAGGAAGAGGAGGAGGAGAACAGCGCUUUUGAGUCCAUCUCGGACUCGAUACAGAGUCCAGAUAUAAGGGAGCCAGGAGACAGGUCAGUUCAUUGGAGGGCGUCAUCAUCAGAAGAAAGUCCGCAGAGAGAAGGGGAGGUGGAGAUGUCACCAGUACCUGGGCCUAGUUUUAGGUCAUCAGGCAGUUGUCAUGUGCAAUGCCGUCAUCAUGCAAUCACUCAGCUUCCUGCUUUGCGGCCUGAUCCCCAUCAUUACCCAAGUGUUGAUGAACCAUUACCACAAAACUGGGAGGCCAGGAUAGACAGUCAUGGCCGUGUUUUCUACGUGGACCAUGUGAACCGCACCACCACGUGGCAGAGGCCCAUCCAUGCAGCCAAAUGCAGCAGCAUCCGGAGAUCCGGCUCCACUCACCAGAUGGAGCAGCUCAACCGGAGGUAUCAGAACAUCCAGAGGACGAUGGCCACAGAAGAUGAACCGGCUGCUCGUGAACCUGACAGAAACGGCGGUGGAGACACAGAUGAGUCCACAGCACAAGCUGCAGAUCAGCGAAGGGAAGGUCCUUCGUCUCCUGUCAGUAAUCAGAGCGUCACGCUGAUGCUUCAGUCUCCGGCCGUGAAGUUUGUGACCCACCCAGAAUUCUUCACUGUCCUCCACGCUAACUACGGUGCGUAUCGGAUGUUUACUAACAGCACCUGCCUGAAGCACAUGAUUCUGAAAAUACGGCGAGAUGCGCGCAACUUUGAGCGAUAUCAACACAACCGCGACUUCGUCACUUUCCUCAACAAAUUCGCCGAUACUCAGCUGGAGCUGCCGAGAGGCUGGGAGAUCAAGACAGACCCGCAGGGCAAGUCGUUCUUUGUGGACCACAACAGUCGAGCGACGACCUUCAUCGACCCCAGGAUUCCCCUUCAGAACGGACGUCUGCCGAAUCACCUCACACACAGACAACACUUACAGAGACUGCGCAGCUACAGCGCCGGAGAGCCAUUCAGAGGUGGACUUGCUGGUGUGUUUUGGAUCAUUAUCCUGCUGCAGAACCCAAGUUUGCUUGAGCUUGAGGUCACAACAGAUGGCCAGAUAUUCUCCUUCAGGAUUUUUUGGUAAACAGCAGAUUUCUCCAUUUAUCACAGUAAGUUUUCCAGGUCCAGAAGCAGACCAUGACACUACCACCACCAUAUGCAGCAGCUAGAGUCCUUAUGAGGUCAAGAAAAUAUGAUCAUAUUACCCCAA